GAACAGGCGAUUGUUUUUCCGAGUCAGAAAUUAUUUCACGGUACCUGUGCAAUGUUUAGUGAUUGUGUAAUUGUAAAUUAUGUUAGUUUAUUUCUAAUUGUGUCAUCUUAGUUGCUCUCUCCUCAACGAGAUCCAUAUCAUUUCAUUUAUUUGCAUAUCAUUUUUGUACGUGGGGGGUCCUUUUUAACAUGAUUUCGGUCGGUGCGCUCAUCAUGCAAGUGUAAGCUAUGGACGAAUGCACGAUCUAGUUGACUGAUUCCAAUGAAAUUUUUGUAAUAUUCGUCCGUAGUUAUGACUCUAUGCGUUAACGGUGGUGAAUGAUGUCGAAUCCAAGUGGCAGCCGUCGUAGUAGAACUAUGAAAUUGCGGCUCUUGAUUUUAUGUGCUCGUAAUUUGGCAAGGAAAGAUCUGUUCCGACUCCCUGACCCUUUUGCAAAAAUUAGUGUGGAAGGCUCAGGACAAUGUUUCAGCACAGACACUUGCAAAGCAACGCUUGAUCCUAAGUGGAAUCAGCAUUACGACUUGUACAUAGGCAAGAGCGAUGGAAUCACGAUCAGUGUGUGGAAUCACAAAAAAAUUCAUAAAAAGCAAGGAGGUGGGUUCCUUGGGUGCGUGCGAAUUAUGUCUAACACAAUCCAUCGCCUAAAGGAUACUGGAUAUCAAAGAUUAGAUUUAUGCAAAGCUAGUGGAGAUGAUCCGGAGCAAGUCAAGGGUCAAAUUGUUGUGUCUCUUAUGUCAAGAGACGGUAGUCAUGGCUCCAGCUCAGCAACGCACAAUGCAGUGGUCGAUCCUCUUGGUAAUCUCUCCUGUCCUGAGGAUCUUCCAGAAGAGUGGGAAGAGAGAAGAGAUGCCGCUGGUAGACUGUAUUAUGUUAAUCAUCAGACCAAGUCAACGCAGUGGAUCAGACCUACAAGACCUCAAAUCCAUCUAUCACCGUCAUCAACAACCUCUCCAGAUCGAGUAAGAUCUCUGCAGAACAACAAUGAGAACAAUAAUAAUAGUUUAAACAUGCAGACGCCACCAAGAAGAAGGCAGGAUGCGAACAAAGUGAAUUCUCACAAAAAACCAACUAAAGAAAAUUUGCCUGGAGAUCUUCCUCCUGGUUACGAGCUCCGAACAACUCAACAAGGUCAAGUAUACUUCUAUCAUAUCCCCUCGGGUGCAAGUACAUGGAAUGAUCCGCGUAUUCCGAGAGAAUUCAAGUCAGACUUACUCAAGGAGCUGGGACCAUUACCUCCUGGCUGGGAGAUCAGGAAAACAGGCGCUGGCAGACUCUACUAUGUGGACCACAACAACAGAACCACUCAGUUCACUGACCCACGACUCUCAGGGCCAGUCAUCAAAAAUCUCUUGCAGAAACAAGGCAUAUCCUCGCCCACCUACAGUGUACCCAACAGUCAACCAGUACCAGUAUCACCGCCAGCACCUGAAGGUACCGGGCCAGGACCGAGCAAUUCGGAUUCACAGCCCCAGACAAAUGGUGCAGUAAGCACAACAACACCCGCAACCCCCACUCCAGCUCCAGCACCCAAAGAACCACCGCAGAGCAUUGAGACAGAAACCGAUGUUCUUCCCAAGUAUAGGAGGGAUCUUGUCGCUAAACAGAAGGUCCUCAGGGCUGAAUUGUCCAUCCUUCAACCUCAAUCCGGUCAUUGUCGAUUAGAAGUUUCCCGAGCAGAAAUUUUUGAGGAAUCUUAUAGGUUAAUUAUGAAAAUGAAACCCAAAGACUUACGGAAACGAUUGAUGGUCAAGUUCCGAGGUGAAGAGGGAUUGGACUACGGAGGCGUCGCAAGAGAGUGGCUCUAUCUUUUGUCGCAUGAGAUGCUGAACCCACAGUAUGGUCUAUUCCAGUAUUCUAGAGAAGAUAAUUACACCCUUCAAAUCAAUCCUGAUAGUGGAGUCAAUCCUGAGCACUUAUCAUACUUCCAUUUUGCGGGGAGAAUCAUCGGAAUAGCCGUUUUUCAUGGUCAUUACAUUGACGGUGGGUUCACCACACCAUUUUACAAAAUGCUCCUCAAUAAACCGAUCACUCUGGAAGAUAUUGAAGAAGUUGAUCCAGAACUCCAUCGCAGCCUCACUUGGAUGCUGACCAAUACGUUGCCAGAUAUCAUCGACACAACGUUUGCAGUUGAAGUAGACAGUUUCGGUGUGCUGAAAGUCCAUGAGUUAAAAGCAGGCGGCCGUGAUAUUCCUGUGACUGAGGAAAACAAGAAAGAAUACGUCAAAUUGUAUGUUAAUUAUCGGUUCAUGCGAGGCAUUGAGCAGCAGUUCCUGGCCCUACACAAAGGGUUUACUGAAGUGGUCCCCGCCCACCUGAUGCGUCCCUUUGACGAAAGGGAGCUCGAGUUGAUCAUCGGGGGUCUAGGAUCAAUCGAUAUUAACGACUGGAAGCAAAAUACUAGACUCAAGCACUGCACUGCAGACACACCUGUUGUGAAGUGGUUCUGGGAAAUAGUUGAAAGCUAUAGCGAAGAAAUGAAAGCUCGACUAUUACAAUUUGUCACUGGCAGUUCAAGAGUCCCUCUUCAAGGCUUUAAAGCAUUGCAAGGUUCAACAGGAGCUGCAGGACCCCGACUAUUCACCAUCCAUGUGAUUGAUGCCCCGCAAGAAAACUUACCCAAGGCGCACACAUGUUUUAAUAGGAUUGAUCUCCCUCAGUAUAAAUCCUACCAGACCCUCUACGAGAAGCUAAGCCAAGCCGUUGAAGAAACGUGCGGCUUCGCUGUUGAGUGAUGUAUUUUUCUUGUAACUUGUUAAUCAUUCUAAGUCUGUACAUUUUUCUUCAGUGAGAUUCUUUAUUGAAACUGUAAAUAUUGUUUCGCUGAUGAUGCUCUACGUAAACUUCCUGGGAAUUCUUGGCAAAAUUUCUACAGCUUUUCGACACAUUGAUAUUAUUAACAGUAUCCAACCCUGAAUUAGUUGAAUGCUCUAUCAAGUGGAAGAUUGAAAUAGUGUAUACUGAUUCAGUGGAAUAAGUGAAUUAAUUUAAUUUUAAUCUCAGUCAGGUAGUAUUAAGAAAUGAAUUUUGAUUAGCAGUUUUGAAGGAUAAAUACUGUAGGUUAGCAAAGUAGUCGAAUAGAUGAUGGAUGUUAAUGAACUUGAUGCAAUGGCCUCGCCAUUUUGAAAAACACUUGGCAUAUUAAGCACAUAGCUACUUUACCAAUACAUAGAAUGUUUCUUUUGCAGCUGUUUAUAAGCUGUAGAUGAGUAAUGACUGUAUCUAAGUGUAACUAGCAUUCUUUUGACAUGCUUCAACUGUUCCGUCUAGGAUUAUAUCAGUCUCAAUCAAAUCAGGAUAGAAAUGCCUUAGUAUCUUUCACUGACAAGGCACAUUAAAAAUGUCCACUGUAGAUGAUGCUAUUUUGCUUAGCUUUUGCUAUUUUAAAUGUUGGGGUUUUUUGCAAGUAAAAAGAAAAAAAAGAAAAUCUAAGUGGGUUAGCGGCAGCCAUUUUUCUAGAUGCUUUUUUUUGAAAGUACAGAUUGAACUAAGUUUAAAGGAAUUUUUCUGAUUUUUUAACCCCAAAGUGGCAAAGAAAGUCCAUUUGCUAUAAGUGGGACCAGCUCGAAACGAUAUUUUUGGCUCUGAUGACCUUUCAAGGCGGGGGAAACGGCGUUUGCUGUUUGGCUGAUCUCAGCUUUAGGCUUCACCUUGCCACGUCAACUCGACUGAUGACUUUAGAUUCGUCAGAUUUUGAUUAGCUUUUUCUCUCCUUGUGCUCUUUUGAACUUUUUAAUGAGCGUUUUGGUUUUUUCUCAACAUUUUACAUUGGAAAAACCACACUAUAACCUAAUAAAAAUUCCUUGCCACUAUCCCAUUCUAAAAUUUUCUCCCUGUGUGAUUUCGAACAAAUUAAAAUCCAACUUUUUAACUCACGAAAUCAUAACCAGAUUCAUCAGGAACAUUCAGGUACCUGAUUUUCUUUAAAAUAAAUUCCUUGCUACCUGUAACAAAUGAUAAUUACUAUCAAUAUCUCAUGUUGCAAAUUUUGCCACGAAUUUCCUACUGUGUUGAAAACUGCUUGCUUUAUUCAUCUUUUUGAGGCCCUGAUGGAAACUCAAAAAAUGGUUACAUUUGUAUCCUUAUAAAAUUUUACUCAAAAUUUUAAACUUGAAGAAAAGGAAGUAUGUGCUCUUUUUGGAAGUUGUGGAGCACCAAUAGCAAAAUGCAAAGGUCACAGCAACCUCAGACCUCCUCCCUCGGAACUACCGAAAUUCUCCUAAUUUGAUAAAAUACUCUGAAAAUGAAGACUGAUGCUUUUAAAAUUCUGUAACAGAAAAUCUUUUCUGAUUAGAUCGAGAAGAGUUCGCAAAAUUGUUUGUUUAUUUAUGGUAGGUAUUUUACAUCUCCUUCUGGGCAAACUUGGUUGCCAACAGCAAAUAAAGAAGUGCCCGUAGAUAUAGGAAAUUUGAAAAUAGGUGAUGUAGACCAAGAAAAUUAGGCAUUAAGGAAUACAUUUCAGAAAUUGUUGAUGUGUUCAUGGUGAUUUUCGUGCGAAUCUGUCAGUAACGAGUAAUGUAGGACACUAACUACUUAUGUAUACUUCUGUUGUUCACAACUGAAACGUCGUAACUCCAUUCAAGAUUUUGCAUUUUCCUUUCCCACAUUCUGUUCUCCUGCAAAAAAGACUGAUAUCCAUUCUGCUCAAUUUUCUCAGUUCGAAUUCUCAGUAGUAUGUCAAAGAUAUUCCAGAAUUCUCAAGGAUGAAUGCUCGUUAGCUUUUCUGCGAUGAAACAUUUUGCCAGGAAAGAAUUGUAAAAUCUACAAUGGGGCUAUGGCGUAUCUGCUUGGGACAGCAGGCUUCUUGUGCGUAACAGACUCAUUUAAGACGGCAAAUAGAUUUUUCCGAGGGAACUAUUAGAGGCUUUGAAUGCUUGCUCUCACUUUUGCAUCACUUGUCUAGAUUUUUUCUUUAAUGUAAGUAUGAUGUUUCUAUUUUUUUUUUUUUUACCCGUGCGUACCACGUUUCGCCAGCUGCCUUAUUGUAAUGUGUAAUAUCAGUAUACUCUCUAGCCCAGAACACAUAGUCUUCCAGUUAUCAAGUGCCUUGAUUCGUGUUUGCUAAUCCUCAAUGAUGACCUGCAGGUUUUUGGAUCAGGUUCUGUCAUGAUUAGCUGUGUGUUUUUUGAUCUGGGAUGGUUUCCUGGGUCACUUACUAGCCCAGUGAGCCUUGUAAAGAUGACUCCUUUAAGUUAGCCUCACUGGACUUCGGAGGGAUUCGGCAGAUUAGUUUUUCCCUUCUCAAUUUCUCACCAAAUGUCCUAAGAAUGCAAGACUUUCAUGAGGUCAAUAUGUAGAGGGGAGGCACAUUUUCCCUUAGCAUAUUAAAAAUUUAUGAAAACGAAUAGUUAAGUUCCUUUCCGCCGCCCUAAGCGCAAAUACAUGCAGGAACAUUUUGCUUGGUUUUUUCUCCUCAUUUGGACGUAUUCAAAUCAAAAACAACUACAUAUAUCCAUCAUAACAUGAGCUCUGUCACGUAUGUAUUCUUAUGGAUCGCAGGGCUCUUGUAAGAAUGGAUAUAUGUAGUUCCUUUUGAUUUAAAUACGUCCAUUUGUUUUAGGAGAUAAUUUUGCAUUGCUGCUAUUUCAGAAGAGCAUGCUGUUGUUGGUUAAAAAUGAAAGCUGCUUUCAACAAUGAAACUGAAAUCGCUCCCGAACUUUCCAUCUUAUAGUGUGAGAGAAAGAUAGAAAGCAAGAAAUCAAGAAUUAUUGUUAGGUAGCCUUUCAGUGUCUGUAGUCAGUGUUUACAGAGCGUAAGGUUUGUCCUGUAGUUGAAAUUAUUUCAAGUUACUCAAAUCUGAGAGAAAUAGGGAAAAUACCUCAAGUCUAUAAAGCCAAGGAUUUUUUGUGUGUCCCUCCAAAGUUCAUUAAUAGGUGUCCUCACUGGGGUCAACUUUUAAGUAAUUUUUAGGUUGUAUGUGUCUUAAAUUCUGUCUACUUUUAAAGAAAAGUUAGUGUUCAUUGAUUGCUCUAGAUGUACCCAUAAGCAUAUCUAUUGUUUUGUAAUCAAAAUUAAAUCAAUGAAUGUGAGAAGGACAUGAAAGCCUAGUCACUGACUGCAAUACAUAUUAUUAUCAUUUUUCUAGGCAUUUUUUUUUUAAAUGACCAGUAACUUUUAACGUUUUACUGUCUGUAUCGUUCAUUGUUCACUGUGCUUCCGUACUGUUCAUUCAUAUCAUAUCAUUGAACCAUAAAUUGUCAUAUUUUUUUGGAAAAAGGUUUCAGCCACUUAUUUAACUACUUAAGCACCAGUACUUUUUGUUGAAAAAUCUUGAGAAUUUUCAAUUUCACUCGACUUCUUUUUGAGUUUGGAGUGUUGCUAAUUUUGCACACAAAAAUCCGUUCUAUGUGUCAAUUGCAUCAGUGAUCAAAUUGUUAUAAUACUUGAAGCUCAAAUCAUAAACUAAUGAUAGCUUCGUUGUAAGAUCGCCAUUAUAAUCUGUUGACUACGGUCUUUGUUAAUUUCUGACAGAUAUGUCUCACUCUCUGUAGCUCAGCAAUUUUUUGUCCAUCUGAGAGAUCCUAUCGGGAUAGGCUUCAUUUUGAAUCAUUAAAAUGUCAAAAGAAUAUUGAAACAUAUCAAGUCAAGCAGGUUUAAUUAGUAAUAAUGUCCUUCUCACAGAUGCAAUCAUCUGUUUACUUCUUGUUACUCAAACAACAAGUUAAAGUAACUCUUUUCCCCAAGUGAUCUGCUCUGUUCCCCAAGCUAAUAAUUUUUUUCUUCAGGUGCUCAAAUUGUGCUUUUUGUUCAAGAAUUUACAUAUUAUGCUCUCUGGCAUUUGUUUGUUGAUUGUUGAAAGUCAGAGCUUCAAUUAAUUUUGAAUUGAUGACUUGAAUUUUGUCCAAAUUACCAUAGUAUUUCAUCAUCGAUCGUCCGAACAACAUUAAAACUGCCCCAAGUAGAUCCUUAUUAGCUGCGAGAAACCGCUUAGUAUUUUCUGACAGUUAAGUUACAUGAGUUUAGUAUAAUUAUUUUUAUUUAUCUCUCAAUACAAAUUUGUUUUGUAACUUAAUAGUUUUAUUACUUGAUGAUUGAGCUACCAGUGCCUGCUGAGAUGAGCCUCUUCUCUGGUUUUUAUCCAACUGAGAUCAAGCUUUGGACUCCCAGAGACUGACAAUGAGUUUGAUGGGAGCUUUUGUUCUUGCGCAGUUCAGGGCUUUUUAAAAUACUGUCCUCUAAUAAUCUGAUGUCACUGGUAGUUCACUCAAGAAGCAGGAAAUCAUGUGAUGUAGUAUCUGACCCUGUGACUGUCAGCACAAGAUAGUAAUUUUGUUUGUUCCUUGCCCAAGUCGCAACAAAAUUCCGAGCCUGAACAAAUCAUCGUCCAUUUAAUGAAUUCAGACAAAGAAUAUCAUGGUUACUUUCAUUUACUUUACUCUUUAAGAACCUUUAUAUCUGCUCAACAGAGCAACUAGUGCUCUUAGAAUGCCUUCCCCCUCCUCCCACUAAAAAUCAUAUCGCAGCAUUUGCUCUCUUUAUUCUAUAUUUUUAAGUCACACAAUUAUUACUCUCAUUGGAGUUCAUAUCUUUUUUUUUUUUUUGCCUUGAAGUAUUCCUAAAACGUCGAAACCUUUAUCAAUACUUAAUGUUAAGCUGAUAUCUUUGAUCAUUGUAAAUAUUUUUUCUCUUUCUUUUUCUUCUUUAUUUCGGUAAAUUCGUAUUGUAUUAUUUUUGUUAUCUAGCAGGGUCGUUUAUUUUGCUUUUCAAUUCUAUAGAAUGGAUUGGAGCGUACGUCUUGAUAGAAAUCGUUAUCGAAAAUUGUGCAAAAAUUUGUUACUCUCAAAAAUUUCAAAAAAUCUCUCUUUUAUGUUAGAGAACGGCCGUCAUCUAAAUUUUACCAAAGCUCAGUUUUUGUAUCGAAUAUGUGCAGAUGUUUACGGAAUAGUUAAUUCUUCAAUGAUAUUUAUAUUUUGUACUCUACUCCACGGAGGUCUAAGGAUUGUGAUUUUAAUUCAACAAGAUUUUUCAAUUUUCAGGGAGAGGACCUUGCUUAAUUUUUCUCACAUUUCUUGAUGUAUUUUAUAUUUCCUAUGGCUUGGGCUUAGUCUUUUCAACCGAUAGAUACUAUUGAAAAUGAGAACUAGCCUGAAAUGACGUUCCAGCUGUCCUCUAAAUGCCAUUUUGUGUCUUACCGCAUCCUUUUAAAUAAAAAUUCUAAGAGAUGGACAAACUCUUGCGUGUGUAAAUGUUGCAGUGUAAUAUUUACAAGGUCAUUUUAGGAGAGAACAAUGUCUCCUACAAAGCUGUCCUCUUAGGAAUAAGAAUCCGAGCUUUCUUGCAAAGGCACACGACUAGAAGUUAUACGAUCACAUUCUUACAUAUUUGUGAAAAGGCACCUUAUCUGCUGAGAGGAAAGGUUCUUUGAUUCUCUACAAGAAAAUCUGGAAAUUUUGGCACAAGUUUGACCUCAAAAAUCGAAGGAAAUAUUAGUCCUGAAGCUCCUAAACCAAAGCUUUCAAGUCGUCGAAAAGCAUGGUUUAAGUGUCAGCAAAAAGUUGUGGAAAAUUCUCACCCGGAAGAUAAGGUUCCUUUUCACAGUUCUAGUCAAACUUAUGGCUCAAUUGCUGGUUGCAGUCAAGUUUUCAGAUAUUUUUAUAAGUCAUUCAUAUAGAAUAUUUCUUUGCAGCCUUGAAAAGGUCCCUUUGUGAAUUUUUUGCUCCCCAACUCAAGUAAUAUUAAAUGCAAAUCUUCCCAAGAUUCGUACUUCAGUAAGUUUUGCCGGCUCAUCUAUUUACAUCAUCAAUUCCUCUUUAAGCUUUUUUGGGGCACAGCAAAUUCUCUAUCAUGUGUCGGUAUCGCAUUCUAAACAUUGUGAGCUUCCUUGAUUUUAUUUUCGAGCACCAAUCCUUUGUUUCUUGAGGAAUCGAGCUUCACAUCCUUUAACCCCUUACGAGUAGACUAUAUGGGUGAUUUUGGAACAGUAAUUGUUUUUGAAUAGCAUAAGUUGCACUUUUUAGUGACAAUUAUUUACAGCAUCCUUCUUUUUUUAAUCAAACUUCCUUUCGGCAAUGUUUGUAAUUUUUCAACUUCUUUUGUGUUCUACAUCAUUCAUUAAAAACUUCUAUUUUCCUAAUGCAA
Messenger RNA from Bemisia tabaci, 9075 nucleotides. RefSeq names its product SMAD specific E3 ubiquitin protein ligase (gene Smurf). Gene Ontology annotation, cellular component: cytoplasm. Gene Ontology annotation, biological process: protein ubiquitination; negative regulation of BMP signaling pathway; proteasome-mediated ubiquitin-dependent protein catabolic process. The record is from RefSeq and is a predicted model, not a curated record. Gene Ontology annotation, molecular function: protein binding; ubiquitin protein ligase activity. Lineage: Eukaryota; Metazoa; Arthropoda; Insecta; Hemiptera; Aleyrodidae.